AUGUAUAGAGACAGAACCAAAUUAUUUCUUUCGUAUCGUCGAACAAUUACAAGGGACAUACCACCGCAACGAACCACGCCAAACCCAUUCUCGGAUCUAGAUCCUGAAGAUGAAGACUAUGAUGUUCUUAACUCAGAGCUGGAGAACUUGAUAUACUCCUCUCGGCGCCGAUCACACCAAGGAUCGAAUUCAGAUCGCAAUGGUAAACCUGGUAAACUUGGUAAAUCUAAUAAAUCAGGUAAAUUUGGUAAGACAGAUAAUACUGGCAAUGCUAGCAAGUCUUCUCAAGAUGACGUUGAAAUGCGGCCAAUGAUACCAACACAAUUUGAUAUUGCCAAAGAUCUCGAUCUUUAUCUCACUGUGAUCACCCGACAAAUUCGCGAGUUACAGAACUUGUAUAAACAACUUAUCAUUAUUAAUAAAUCAGAUAUGAAGAAACAGAUUGAGACACAGAUUGAAGAAAGCAAUUACCAAAUCUUGAAAAACUUUGAAAAAUGUUAUAUCGGCAUAAAAAAGUUUGAAUACCUCGCAAAGAAUCAUGAAAAGUUACGGCUAAACUAUAGCUUGCAGGAUUUAGAGAUUGUUCAAAAUAUGAGACGCAAUUAUGCGAACAAGAUCCAGGUAUUGAUGAUGGAGUUUAGAAGCCUACAGGGUAAUUACAUGAAUUUCCUUAGAGAUGACGAUGAUGAAUUUGAGCGGUUGAUCAACGAGAAACGUAAUGAGAAGAUGAUGAGAAUGCGGAAAAGUCAUGAUGGUGAGAACGGAGCUAACGGUAUAAAUGGGGAUGGAACACCAGAAGAUGCAGAGGCGUUCAGCAAAGAGUUUCUUCAAACACAACACCAAUACCAGCAACAAACUCAACAACAAGUCCACCAAAACUACGAUCCAUUGCUAGAACAACGAGAACAAGAGAUAAAUAAGUUGGCAAUGGGGAUUCUUGAAAUUUCAACCAUGUUCAAAGAAAUGGAGAAUCUUGUUAUCGAUCAAGGCACGAUGCUUGAUCGAAUAGACUAUAAUUUAACUUCAACUGUACAAGACCUCAAGAGUUCAGACAAGGAAUUAAUCAAGGCCCAAUCGUAUCAAAAACGAACCACAAAAUGCAAGAUUAUAUUCUUCUUAGUACUUUGCGUGUUUGCACUUUUGAUGCUAUUUAUGUUGAGACCUUCAAGUAGUACCAAAAUCAUUGAGAAACCCGGCUCAUCUUCAUCACCGCAGCUGCAGCUGGAUGAUAUACCGAGUACCGGGGACAAACCAGCCAAUGAAGUAAACCAUCCUGAUACACCAAUUGAAGAUGGUUCAAAACCUAUAGAUGUAGAGGACGGUUCAAGUUAA
Molecule: messenger RNA, 1332 nt
Organism: Lodderomyces elongisporus
Lineage: Eukaryota; Fungi; Ascomycota; Pichiomycetes; Serinales; Debaryomycetaceae
Gene: TLG2
Product: Tlg2p
Exons: 1
Coding region: 1-1332 (443 amino acids)
Biological process (GO): vesicle-mediated transport; vesicle fusion; intracellular protein transport
Cellular component (GO): SNARE complex; endomembrane system; membrane
Molecular function (GO): SNAP receptor activity; SNARE binding
Source: RefSeq, a predicted model, not a curated record